AUGAUCUAUCUAAACUUAUGGCAGGGUCUGUCCGUGACUUACACUAGUGAGAAUAUUUUUCAUCCUGUCCUCGAGAUGACUCUCGAUAGCCGCAUCCAACGGAAAGAAAGGGCAGCGGGUAUUGAGAUUACCAGGCCGGGAUGAAAUAGGAUUCACACGCUAAUGAGCCAGGAUGUAUUACUACAACACAAGAGUUUGUUACUAGUUUGAAGAAAGAUGUGGAUUUAAAAUGAACUAGAUGUAUUUAUUAUCUUUCCAACAUUAAGGAUUAGAGUUAGAGGCAUUCAGCAAGAAAAAGGACAUACGACUAUCACUAAGAAUUCGAUCACAAUGCAUGCUAUCAAACAUACAAAAGGCUUAUGGUUGUUCACAGUCUUAUUCAAUGCUCUAUCAAUCUUAUUAUCAUUUCAUAAACGCAGGACCACGUGACUAUCACCAUGAUUAUCAUUCAUAUUAUUAUCAUUCAGAGCAUUGACCAUGACCAAAUACAAAAUCGUCAAAAUAUCACUUCUGAAUUUAAAAUCCAUCUGGCUUCGAUAACGUAUAGAGUGAUUAAGUAAUUAGAUCAAUCUAUCAACAUGAUCAACCACGAAUGACGUAAAGACGCUACUCUUCAACAACAUUCUCAAGCUAAAAAGAAAUUGAUCCAUACUACAUCCGUCUACGUACACAUUGAAAAACGAUAAGAACCAAGGGAACAAUGGAUUCAACGAAACAAUUGAACGACCAAGAUAUCAUAUGUACAAUUUCAAAUCAAUCAUAGUCACAACAAUCAGAAGAUCUUCAAUCGUUGUAAUAAGUACGACAUAAAGAUUCGGGAAACUUGAGCAACAAAAACCGGUACCGGGGACAAGUAGAUAAGGUCAGCAUAUGAGUAAGUAGAUAUUCGAAUGGUAUGAGUUAUAAGCGGGAUCUCUUUGGGACUGGCGCGCAAUGUUCUUCGGCGGCACCUUCCACCUUGAUUCAACAUUAGUCUUCGCAGCCUGCCAAACAGAAGUUAUUACCACCGGUGAUCCAGAUCCCAGAAAGACAAAGGAGAUUAUACCGAUACAUCGACGCCAGUAUCGGCUUCGUGCGUAUUGAGUCGAGGAGGAUGCUCCGCCAUCUGACAAAUACAGAACUUGCGAUCUUUUUUCUAUCUAUCAAGAAAUAGAAGAUUGACUAGAACUAGAUGAAGAUGCAAACGAAUCCAGCAAAGAGAUUUAGACUAUGUUUACAACAUUCGAAUGUGA
This is a messenger RNA of Amoebophrya sp. A25, 1232 nucleotides long. The record is from the annotation of a GenBank genome assembly. Lineage: Eukaryota; Dinophyceae; Syndiniales; Amoebophryaceae.